AUUUGAGGGCAGAGUGGAAGUUGGAUGCACAGUUGAUGAAAUCAAUGAGCUCAGCAUAGGUGCUGGGGCAGCACCAAUCUAGUUGUUGAUGUAGCAUUGGCUAAAGUUGGGGACUGAUCCCGGUGUGGGUUUGAAACAUUGGCUUUUCCCCCUAGCUGACAAAAAGGCAGGUAUAGCUGAGACCCAUGGCUAAUGCUUUGUUUUGAAGGAUGUGAGAGGAGCCGAAGGAGAAAUUAAGGAGUGAGGGCAAGUUCCGCGAGACAGAGGGCAGUGCUGGUGGAGGGAAGCAGGUUGUGUCUGUUGUCUGGAAAGAAGUGGAGAGCUUCAAGGCCCUUCUCAUGGGAUUGGAGGAUUUGAAGACGUAUCUCAGUUAAAUCCAUUGGAAUCAGGGUGCUGAGAACACACCAGCACUUAUUGAUCUGUUCCAUCAGUGGAAAGUGAUUCAUUCUGUCAUCAAAGCUGAAGAUUCACAGCAGUGAGAGGUCAAUCACUUGCUCUGUGUGUAGGAAGAGAUUCAUUCAUUAGUCUAAUCUGCUGACACGUGAGUGAAUUCUUACUUUGGAGAGCUCGUUCCCCUAGCUUAGACUGUGGGGCUGAAUCAGCUCGGUCAACCCACCGGCAGAUACACCAGUUCACACUGAGGAGAUGCUGUUCACCUGCUCAGAAUGUGGGAAGGGAUUCACUCACUUAUCUAACUUACUGAGACACCAGCGAGUUCACACUGGGGAGAGACCGUUCACCUGCUCAGAGUGCGGGAAGGGAUUCAGUCGGUCAUCUUACCUGAAGGAACAUCAGCGAGUUCACACUGGGGAGAGGCCGUUCACCUGCUCUGAUUGUGGGAAGGGGUUCACUCAGUUAUCUAACUUACAGGCACACCAGCGAGUUCACACCGGGGAGAAACCUUUCACCUGCUCAGAGUGCGGGAAGGGAUUCAGUCACUCAUCUCACCUGAAGGAACACCAGCGAGUUCACACUGGGGAGAGGCCGUUCACCUGCUCCGACUGUGGAAAGGGAUUCACUCACUUAUCUAACUUACUGGCUCACCAGCGAGUACACACCGGGGAGAAACCUUUCACCUGCUCACAUUGUGGGAAGGGGUUCAGUCGAUCAUCUCACCUAAAGGAACAUCAGCGAGUUCACACUGGAGAGAGGCCGUUCACUUGCUCAGACUGUGGAAAAGGGUUCAGUCACUCAUCUCACCUGAAGCAACACCAGCGAGUUCACACUGGGGAGAGGCCAUUCACCUGUUCGGACUGCGGGAAGGGAUUCAGUCGGUCAUCUUACCUGAAACAACAUAUGCGAGUUCACACUGGGGAGAGGCCGUUCACCUGCUCUGAAUGUGGGAAGGGGUUCUCUCAGUCGUGCAGCCUUGUGGCGCACUAUCAAGUUCACACUGCGGAGAGGCCGUUCACCUGCUCUGAAUGUGGGAAGGGGUUCAAUCAUUCAUCCAAUCUCCGGAAGCACUAUGGUGUUCACACUGGAGAAAAAGUUUAAAUAUGCUGUAUUCUGAUAUCCAUCACAGUCACUGAAUCCAGAGGCUGUUUCAGAAGCGACUGUUGGUGUCAAACUCUGCUCAUCAUACCCGGUUCUGCACACUGCUUACUGGGAAUGAGCGAAGUCUCAUCUGCUGAUGUUCACAUUUAAUGGGUCUGGAGUUUAAAAUUGGGGAUCUGAAACAAAUAAAUCAGUUCUAUUUUAA
Molecule: messenger RNA, 1699 nt
Organism: Hypanus sabinus (Atlantic stingray)
Lineage: Eukaryota; Metazoa; Chordata; Chondrichthyes; Myliobatiformes; Dasyatidae
Product: gastrula zinc finger protein XlCGF8.2DB-like
Exons: 2
Coding region: 646-1494 (282 amino acids)
Biological process (GO): regulation of transcription by RNA polymerase II
Molecular function (GO): DNA-binding transcription factor activity; RNA polymerase II cis-regulatory region sequence-specific DNA binding
Source: RefSeq, a predicted model, not a curated record